AUGCCUCAAAAUUAUACUGGCACUAUUUUCAAACUGUGGAAAGAAAUUGAUGCAUUAUUCAAUGAGAAAAAGCGUGUCAAAAAGUGGUCCAUGACAAGGCUAUACCCCAAGCAAUCAGUAAUGUCACCAUUAGGAAUUUUCAUAAAAAAAAUGACUAAAAAUCUGAAAGAAGAGACAUUGGACACAUUAAAGUUAUGGGUAUCGAAACAGAAUGAAGUGAUAGAUACUGAACUGAAAAGUGAGGAGGAAGAAGAAAUAAAUCAUGAUAGCUAA
Messenger RNA from Ambispora gerdemannii, 273 nucleotides. Lineage: Eukaryota; Fungi; Glomeromycota; Glomeromycetes; Archaeosporales; Ambisporaceae. The record is from the annotation of a GenBank genome assembly.